Molecule: messenger RNA, 2204 nt
Organism: Paramecium pentaurelia
Lineage: Eukaryota; Ciliophora; Oligohymenophorea; Peniculida; Parameciidae
Source: the annotation of a GenBank genome assembly
AUGGGAAAUAUUCUAAAAAAUUAAAAAGAAAUAUCAAAGAAUUUGGAUUAAAGUAAUUCAAUUAUUAUUAUGAAUUUAAGUUAUUUAAAGUUAAGUGAUGGACACUCCUAAUAUUUUGAUUAAGCAAUCUAAAUCAGGGAAUGUUGAUAUCAUUAAGCUAAAUUUGCAAAUAAUUAAUGCAGAAAUUGUAUAUGAUUCUGUUGAUAAAAUUCAAUUGGAUUUAACAUUCAGUAGCCAUGUGAAUUUCUAAAUUUUAGUAUAUACAUUUGUUACUGAAACCAAAGGAGCUAAACAACAAAGGUUCAUACUUUUAAAUUAUGAGUUUUUAGAUAUGAAAAAAGCAUGCCAGAGAGUACUACUCAAUCAUUUAAAUGUCCAUCAGGAUUGAACUACUAGUUCCCCUCAAAAUACAUAGAGUUCAUGAUUAUUGACCUUCUAAGAUUUAAAAAAAUGAGAGUUAAUCCAGAUGCAUAGUAUCACACUUUAAUAAUAGAAAUGGUAAGUUUAUAUUUAUGAAUAUAAAGAAAGGCCUCAAUUCAAAAGGUUUCCAGAUAAUUUACUUUUAUAGAAUUGAUUGUAACGAAUAAUCAUAUCAAUGUGAAUUGAUAAAUACCAAAUAAAUUAUCAUAUACAAGAAUCGAUUUUUUGAAAUACAUGAACUAUAUGGUGUUCAAAAUACUCCAUUUAAUCCUGAAUGGAAUCCAAAUACAAUAGAGGAUAAAGAAUGUGUAAUUUGUUUUUGUAAUAUGAUUAAUACUGUACUCUUGCCUUGUAAACAUAUGUGUACAUGUUCUACUUGUGCUGAUCAUAUUUUAAUGAGUUAAAAAGUUAAAUAAUGUCCUCUAUGUAGAAUUGAAAUUGAUAAUUAUUUAACUUUAGAAAUUAAGGAUAAAUAGAAAUAGGAUAUGUAAUUACGUAAAUUUUAAGAAGAAUAGUAAAAAUAUUUAGAUUCUAUUAAAGAAAAAAAAGAAUAAUAAGCGAUUAAACAAAGUUCAAUUAUGGAAUAAUUAAAAUCUAAAGUUCAAGAAGAAUAGUUGAAAUAACAAUAAUAAAAGAUUAAGAAUAUGAAAUAUUUCAAUGAUGUCGAUGAUUUCAAUAAAGAUAAUCAAUCAAAUCAAGACAUAUUUGGUAAUAAAAGUUUUUGUUCAUAUGAUGAAAAUUAAAGUGAUCCUGAAUACAAUUAGUUUAAUAAUUCUGUUAAAGGUAAAAUAUAGUAAUAAUUUGAUGAUGAAAAUAAUUUUAAAUUUUCUAAUAAUUAUGAUGAGGAUAGACAAAAAAGUACUGCUCAUUAAAGAAGUCCAUAUGAUAUAGGAUUCUUAAGUAGCUUUUAAUAAUAAUAGGAAAUGAAAGAUUCCAAUUAGAAUCAUAAUUAAUAAAACAUUACAAUUGAAGAUGAAAUAUGUUAAAAUUAAACACAUCUUUAGUAGUAAUAAUAAUAAUAAUAAUAGAUAUCAUCAUAAUUAUUAAAUAAAGUUGAUUAAUAUAAUCUAAAUUCUUAAUAAAAUUCUGAAAAUUAAGAUUAAUCUUCUAAUUAAUUACUUAUUUAAGAUUUUAAAUAAGAUGAGAUUUAAUUAUAAGUAAAUUAGGAUUAAAGAAAAGAGAGUUUAGAGAUCAUAAUAGAAUUUUAAUAGAAUUAAAUUUAACCAAAUUAAAAUCAAUAAAGUUCAAAUACUUAAUUAAUUAAUUUUUUAGAUGAAAGUUCAGAAAUGAAUGAAGAAUUUAAACAAGAAAACAAUAGAAAAUUCCAUUCUUAAUAAGUAUUGUAAUAAUAACCUCAAUAAUUUCAACCAAAACAAUAAUAAUAAUGGUCAAAAAACUAUAAAUAAUCUUACUAAUAUAGCUAUGACUUCGUAGAACAAGAUUUAUAAGAUGAUUUUAAUUAAUUCCAAUAGUAAACUCGAAAUUUUCCUAAAUAAAAUGAUUUUUCAUUUAAAACAAAUUAAUCUCAAAUAUCUAAUCGAUCUCAAGAAAUAUAAGAUAUAAAUUAUUAUAAAUCAGCUAGAUAAGCAAGUGAUUUGCAAAAUGAGGAUUAAAUAUUUGGAAAUUAAAAUGCAUAAUAUUUUACUCAAAGACUUGAAUAAGAAUAGGAUAUUAAGAAAUCAGCAUCACUAAUAGAUUUGCAAGAUCAAGAAGAAGAAAAGAAAGAUCCAUCUCAUUCAAAGGAAUUCAAGAGUGAUUAAGUUUCAUUGAUAGCUUUUGAUUGA